Messenger RNA from Mercurialis annua (annual mercury), 1025 nucleotides. RefSeq lists its product as uncharacterized. The record is from RefSeq and is a predicted model, not a curated record. The coding region runs from base 425 to 718 and encodes 97 amino acids. NCBI's taxonomy places the organism in Eukaryota, Viridiplantae, Streptophyta, Magnoliopsida, Malpighiales, Euphorbiaceae. The transcript is spliced from 2 exons.
AGAUUCAAUUGGAAUUCAUUUUCUCUGUUAUGGGUCCUCACUGUUUGUUUACAUGGUCAAAAGAAAAACUUUUUUAUUCUUGAACACCAGGUGUUUGUUCAUUUGCUUCAAUGAAUGAUGAUUCUUGUUUCAUAGCUGUAGCAUGGUUUCCCUCGUUGACAUUAAUUUUAAGACCUUGUUUGUGUAGAAUGAUGGUAGAAAACUUGCCUGACUUGCUUCUAGCUCGUAUGAAAUACAUGCUUCAUUUUUCGCUUCACUUUCUAUCCCGCUUAAUGGACCUCUCCCGGAUUCUAAUUGUCCUUUAUUUUCAUAUUUGCAUGUCAUGGUAGUUUUCUUGUACCUUAGUUUCUUGAAUUCCGCACAGUUCUUGGGUUUUGAAUUUACAGUUUGAACUGUGAAGUGUAGCUAGUGGAUUUACAUAAUCAUGGGAACUGAAGAUUCAAAAGAUCCAUUGAAGGGGGUUGACUGGAAAGCCAUAGGCAGUGAAUUGCAGAAGGACCCUAGUGCUGGUACUAAACCAAUUGUAAAGAAGAGGCUGCCGAAAAAGAUUAGGCAAAUUCCAGACUACUAUUUCCUUCCACGAAAAUCUUUACCCGUUACAGUUGGAUUCUAUGGAGCAUGUAUUGCUGGUGGAAUCGGUGCUGGCAUGCUGCUAGAGAUAUGGAUAAACAAGAAAGUAAAAGAGGAUGGAGGUGUCAUAUGGGAAUUUGACAAAUAGAAGUUGAAGAUUGGCAUUAAAUGAGUUGUUGCCUAUUCUUUUGCUACUGCUUCUACUUCUGGUUGCCUUUGUUCUUCAGGAUGCAGAUAAUACUGAAGAGCUUUAGGGCCUUCAUCUUGGAGCCCAAAAUUCCAAUGCUACUUUCUUAUUUUAUGUUAAAAGAAGGCUCAUUUUGAUUCUGUUUAUUUUGUGAGUUUGCUUUUACAAGUUGGUCCCAUAUUCUGCCAUUGGAUAGACUAAUUGUAGGUCAUAUCCAUUUGAUUUUAUUUACUAUUUUGUUCCAAAUUAAUAGACAAUUUAAAAUAAA